GAAAGGCAAGAAGGCUUUGGAGGAUACGAGGGAGCGAAAAGCAGAGAUUUUUCGACCGUGGAGCAUAUGAUUACUCUGGUCCGAAUGAAAAGAGACUAGGAUUUGCAUCUCUCUGGUCUGGGUCACAACUACGGGCGGAUGAAGUCGUGGAAGUGGGACGACGUAGAGAAGAGGCUCGUGAAGAUGGGGGUGACGAUUCUAAUGCGUAGGAAGGUUGUCGAUCGAGGGAAGAAAUGGGACAACCUUUACCAACAGUUCAAAUUUGUGCACAGAUUCAUAGGAGAAUCCAGGAAGCACAAUUUCUUCAGACUCACGCUGGCGAAGAGGAAGGAGUGCGGGUUCGACUUUUGGAUGGUGGAGCGUGUGUAUUCGGAGAUGAAGGCUAUGUCGAAGGCUGAUCACACUAUCCACCCGACGAAUCUCGCGGACACGGGUGUGGCUGGAGGGUUUGAGAUGCCAGGGGCAGGUGGCGGUCGGAACGAAUCCGUGGCUAUUGAGGGAUGCGGGGAUGGACAGGACGAUGAUCAGGUAUCGAUGAGGGAUUUCACGUUCAGCGGUGGUAGUGGUUGCGGGGGUGGCAAACAGAAGAAUGUUAGACAACAAACCUUUGAAGCGAUCGCCGACGUCAUGGAUAAGCACGGGAAGCUGAUGGCGACGACGGUGGACAACGCGAGCAAGAGGCAGUGCUCAGUUCUCACGAGGCAGUGCGACAUUCUCGAAACUUAAAGAGAGGUGGAGGUGCAAAAGGACCACUAGGAGAAGGCUGACCAGGUGAACCUCAUUAUUUGCAACGCCCCUUUGGAGAUUGCGAAAGCGAUCCACGAG
Chara braunii is the source of this 825-nucleotide messenger RNA. The record is from the annotation of a GenBank genome assembly. Lineage: Eukaryota; Viridiplantae; Streptophyta; Charophyceae; Charales; Characeae.